AUGUCGCUGCCGCCGCUUUACACCAGUGCACGGAUCUUCGAGGACUCAGUGGACCUUCUAGGCUCCUCGCUUGAAUCCCUAGAACAAGCUACUAAAGACAUUCCCAGACUCAAACAGGUGCUUGACACGCAGAAAGUGUUUGGACUAGUGCCAGAAAGCGACCUCCAAAACGCCCAGGCGAGACUUAAGAACGAAACACAUCCUCAGAUCACGUACCUUCUUGAAAAGCUCCAGAAGGAAGUGGCUCGUUUGCAGCGGAAGAAGAUGUCGCUCGAGAGUGACUUCAAUCUACGGAAAGUCCGCUUGGAUGCUGUGGGCAAAGGCGUGGAUACUGAAAAGGGCGCUAAGUUUGAGAGGCUAAGGAUGCUUCGGACGAAGAGAGACAGACUCAAGUAUAGUUUGUCACGUCAACGGCUCCACAACUACCGCCAGAUUCCCCUGCUUCCGCCUCCAGAUAAGACAUAG
Molecule: messenger RNA, 465 nt
Organism: Candidozyma haemuli
Lineage: Eukaryota; Fungi; Ascomycota; Pichiomycetes; Serinales; Metschnikowiaceae
Gene: SPC19
Product: Spc19p
Exons: 1
Coding region: 1-465 (154 amino acids)
Biological process (GO): attachment of spindle microtubules to kinetochore
Cellular component (GO): DASH complex; spindle microtubule
Source: RefSeq, a predicted model, not a curated record